AAUGUAUGCCAGGAAACCAAACCUUCAUCAAAACAUGUAAUGCCCGAGGGGAAGCUGUUCAAGUUACAGUUCAUCGCUAUCUGAGAAAUUGUAAAUGCGAGACUAAGCAAAGUGAUAAAAUUGUUCGAUGUCGGUGUACUAAAAAGUACAACACUAAAACCUGCUUCGGCGAUGAUGUCAUAGUACACCAUUAUCAUUAUGAACGACUUGUUGAAGGUGAAUGCUUAUCGCAACGAAGAGAUGUUCAUAAAAAAUUGGCCUGUAAACAACCGAAGGUGUUCAAGGCAGCCUGUGACUCUUUGACAUGCCAACAACGUGUAACGGUUGUGACUUAUGUGGCUCAGAGAUGUAAAUGUAAACGCUUCACUAAAGUGGAGCACCAAACUUGCUGUUGCAAAGGAAAUCGUACUUCUAGUUACGCUGGUUGUAAGCAUAAUGAUUUAAAAGUUUUUGAAGAAAAGAUAGUUGAUCCUCAAUUGAAUAAUGGUUCUUGCGUUCAACGUGUUCGUUAUUAUUUCCAACCGAUAACCUGUUCCAUCAAGCCUUCGGUAACCCGCCACAGUUGUAGACGUUUUGAUCCUGAAGCUGUUCAAAAAAUGAACUAUGAAAUUGAUCAAGUUGAUCCAGCCCUCAUCUACAGGUUGGUUGAAAGGGUUGAAUGGAAAAUUAGAGAUUGCGAAUGUCGCCGUCAUUAUGGAUCUUACUUUGAAGCAUGUGGUUGUGACGAAUCUCUUGUUCUCAAUGAUUCAGUUAAAGUUAAACAGAAAUGUGAUCCUCAGAGUGGUGUUAUUCUAACUUACAAACAAAAAGUGAGACUAGAAAUAGUCGGAGUUCCAGUUGAAUACAUAAGGCUGAAUCGAUUGAACAAACUGUCCGACGCUUCAUGCCGAACACACUAUAUAAUGGAAUCUGCAAGAAAAAUAAUUUGUCCGGAUACUAAAACUUCGAUUGGUCCGUGUGAACUUGCUGACAAUGGUCGAUCAUACAGGACAAUUAGAGUACACAAAUGGCGGCAACACAAUUGUGUUUGUCAAGAUUUGGCACCUGAGGUAGUUGAACAACAAGUAUGUGCUUGUUUGCCUGUUCGAAUACAGAAACAAUGCGUUGCACUCAAACCAAACGGUCCAAUGAAUCGACUACAAAUUCGUUUUAUUAGAGAACAACUUCAAAAGACUAAACUACCAUCUGGUAAAUACAAAUAUGAGUGUAAAGUUGAACAGAAGGUGAAAGAAGAUAUUAUCCAAUGCCCAAAAAAUAUCCUUCACUACUCAGCUUGCAAACAAGGUAGGAUGAUAGUAACUGUUAAAGUCUACAAAAUAAAUAACUGCCGAUGUCAAGAAUCCAUUCGACGUUCCCAAAUAAAGUGUAAAGUGCCUGCAAAAUUAAAGAAUGUUGCACAGAAUACAUCUAAACUUCUGAAUCAUAUCUUAAGUACAAGGCGGUAUAUUUUAGACUGCACAGAUUUACUUCCUACUGAAGAGUGCAUAAAAAUGAGUCAGUCACCUCGUCGUAUAUGUGCUAAAUCUAGCCAUCUGUCCGACUCGCUAUGUCGCAGAACGUGUCGUCGUUGUCUAGCCUGUAAACUGGACAAUAUUGACUAUCAAAUGAUCACUACGAAUUAUCCGUGCAUGGAUAACAAGCAAGGUGUUCUAAGCAGAUUUUUGAUUAAAUCCAUUGCAGUGGAGUUCACACUGGCAUCAUGCAAAUUGGCUUGUGCUAAGCGUACGGAUUGCUUGAGUUUCACUUAUUCCAUACCAAAUCGACUAGAUUUAGACAAAGGCUACACAGCUGCUAAGUGUAUGCUUUAUCGAGUAGACCCAGCAGCUAUUAGACAACAACACGAUUUCCAACAACAGCAACAAUCAGAUAUUUCACAACAACCUGUUCAGUCUUUAAACCCAUUCCUUUCUUUAGGAAAUAUUAGGAAAUGUUUGACAUUCAGAAAAAUGUGUAAAAACACUUGCUCAAAACCACAAAUUAAAGAAAUUUCCAAAUGUGAAUGUAAAGUUUACAAAAGUUAUUAUGGAUAUCCAUCAGAUCCGUCUAAAUUCAAAACUGCUUUACACUGUGCAAAACAUAUCAGUACUGAAUAUCACAUCCAACUAAAAUCAGGUAUUUGUCAAAAGCAAGUCUGGCAAGGCUAUACUCCCUGUAGUAAUCCAAGAUAUCGUGAUUUGCAUAUCAGAGAUCAAAGUAAUUGUGACGAUAUCAAUUCAUCUUUAUGGUGCGAAGCUCAAUUAGCUGGUGAUCGACGAAAGUGUAAAGAUGACGUUUUCGGCAGGGUCUGUUCAAAAACAUGUGGUCUUUGUACGUGUAACGCAGUGAACAUUUUUAAAGGAAAAUGUAAUUCUACUGGAUACAGAGUGGACACUCACAUUAUUCAUAAAUCCCAUCCAAUUCAUCGUAUAUGUACUAUAGAUGUGAAAAAUUAUUUAAUAGUUUGUGAAUACUGUCCUGUCGGUACGUAUGAAUUUGUACAUAAAUGUGACAAACAAAGCAGAUCACGUAUAAUUAACCAGAUUACAGCUAAAUUGAUUCAAAUUCCACAAAACGUUGGAGGAAAACCACAAACAAAAUGUUCAGUCCAAACAAAGAAUUAUAAAUUCCAGUGUGGAGAUUGUUUAGCAGCAUACAGAGACAAGUAUUCUAUAUCCCCUUGCAAUCGUGUGCCUACAAGACCAUCACUCUUUCAACUUACUUUCACUACAGAAUACGUAAUCAGUGAAGGUGGUUGUUGUAAAACAAGACGAACUCAAAGGCAGUUCAACUGUUCAAACUGUCCCCCACAUCGAGUGAAACGCAGUUCAUGCUACAAUGGCCAAAGACUGAAACAUAUCAUAUUCUUUACUCGACCAUGGGUUAGUUCGUCUGUAAAACCAAAUGAAUGCAUUCAAAGAAUAAUCACACGAUGGGAGAAGUGUACGGUAGUUCAUCAUCCCUCUGGAGGUAAUGUUUUCAUUGAUUUCUUACAAAGUUCCCAUAUACUGCUGUUUUUAUAUCUGUAAGCGCUGUCGAAUAAAUAUUUGGACAUUUGCAUCAAACAUACAAACAGUGAUGUGAGAAAUGACUACAGACCUUUUUUACAUUAAAGUAAGAGUAACACUAGCUAUUAAGCAGGGUAUUGUAACGUCAGUAUGAUUUUACCAGACGUCGUGACUUGGUGGUCUUACAAAUUUCCAACGGAAAAUAAGCCUACUCUUUAUCAAUUACCGAUGUUCAAUUUUUACGAGACUGACAUUGGCUAACUUUGAAAAUCACCUGUAAAGUUCAUUAUACUAUCCACUCCUCGAAUCGGUCAUUUAUUUUGAUAGGUAGUCUUAGAUAUUUAUAGUACUGGCUCUAAGGUUAACACUGAUUUUGGUGACAACUACGAUGGUGUUUACAGAAUGAUUGCCCACAUUAUUGAACAUUCUACAGACAUGCAAGAAAACUUCGUGACCAGAAAGACAGCGAAAAGUGCUCAUUAGUAAUCACUUCGACUUCAAAAGUUCCAGCCACUGUUCUGAAUAAACUCAAAAAAUUAAAGAAAUACCUUUAAAAAUGUUUCGUUUGCCUGUACCUUAAUGAUGACUAACCGAAGAGCUCAAUUGGCACCUUUCGUGCUGUUAUAGCCUAAUAAGCUUUGUUUCGUUUUAAUACGAUGAGAUUUUUCCCGCAUCGUAGCAACUGUUAAUUGAAUUAUAUCUUGACUAAUGAUUCCAAGCUACUACUCAACUCAGUUCAGAAUGGUAAAACUUUUACGUGUUACUUAUGAAAAAAUGGAUUAUGGCAUCAGUGCAACUGUUCUAGUUUGAGUUUAGACGGAAAACACGUCUUGAUGUAGUUGUAAGCUGAUAGUUCAAUGUCGUCCAUUUCACAAGUUAAUUCAUAUUCUAUUCUAGGUAAAUCCCGUUUUGUAAAAGAAAUUGCCAAAGUUAAAAAUGUCAUUUUAAGGACCACACCAUACUGAUUAAUGGUAAAGUUCUCCAAAAUGCUUGAUUAUUGUAGUCUUCAUCUUAAAAGAUCUGAAUAUUCGCGGUACUACAGAAUUUCCAACCAUGUGGAUAGGUUUGGAGAUUACCAAGCAAUAGUAGAAGGCUUGGUUUGUGACAAAGUGGUUUUAGCAAUGAUCUCUGUGUAAUGGCUUACUGAAGUACGAAAGAAUCGUAACCAUCAGACCGAAAAACGUCUUAAAGUGGGAUUGAACUGAAAUUGAGUUUCUAUAAAAAGUCGAUUAUAUUGUACGUCAGGCACUGAUCUUUAAUAAUCAGUGCUGUGCUUCCAUUACAACCUACAAUUCUGUAAUACAUAACACAAACAUAAAAGAUUGACCUUCUUAUAUAGAAAAAAUGAAGAAGAAACUAGUUCAUGUGGUAAAUAAUAACCUUUAUUGUUUAAAUGUGUUAGUUGUACAGAAAUAACCAUCAUAUUUCUGCUAUUUCAAGAUGGAUGUCAUGAUAUACUCACUCGCAUGGACUGUGUUGUGAUGAAACAAAGCGGAAAAUGUCAUCUAAAUUCAUAUGAAGCUCGAAAUUUAUGUGCAAAAACAUGCGAUUUUUGCAAAUGAAUAAUAACAGUUCUGUACAAUUACUACCAUCAUCAUAUUCUUUCAAUUAUCAAAUAAAGCAUUUUCAAUUAU
Heterobilharzia americana is the source of this 4618-nucleotide messenger RNA. Lineage: Eukaryota; Metazoa; Platyhelminthes; Trematoda; Strigeidida; Schistosomatidae. The record is from the annotation of a GenBank genome assembly.